Messenger RNA from Boeremia exigua, 2653 nucleotides. RefSeq lists its product as uncharacterized. Lineage: Eukaryota; Fungi; Ascomycota; Dothideomycetes; Pleosporales; Didymellaceae. Gene Ontology annotation, biological process: vacuolar transport; protein localization to membrane. The transcript has 2 exons. The record is from RefSeq and is a predicted model, not a curated record. Gene Ontology annotation, cellular component: fungal-type vacuole membrane; endosome. Bases 309 to 2234 code for a protein of 641 amino acids.
UGGCGGGUGGCCUACCUUGGCAUCAUGACGCGUAAUUCCAGGCGUGUGUCACGUAGAGCUUGGGACAGGUAGCUUGUGGCCAACAUCAUUGCUUUGGCAAGCCUCCACCAGUUCGCACUCCAUGCUGCGCGACAACAACGUGUAAUUGUAGUGAUUGUUCUUGCACAAGUUGUAUAUCAUCAUUCGCCUGCAGUCGACGCACGUCCAUCCGUCUCCGCGGCCACCUCGUGGCUGUGCUGAAGGCAACGUAUCGCAGCAACACUCUGCGCGUAUCCCCACCUGUCCGCCACCACAAACUACAAACCCCGAUGCGGAGACUCGACAUAUCAGCAUCUGGCGCAGUCCUAGCAUCAUUGUUAGCGCUUGCGCCAACACCGGUCGCCGGAUUCUACUUCCCAGGAACUGCGCCAACGUCCUACAAAGAAGGAGACACAGUACCGCUGUUCGUCAACCGCCUAACACCCGCCGACUCGCAAAACGACCCCAAACUACGAUCUGUGUUCUCGUUCGAUUACUAUCACGAGCCUUUCCACUUUUGUCGACCAAAAGAUGGACCGAAAUUCGUCAGGGAGAGCUUGGGCAGCAUAUUGUUCGGUGACCGCAUACAAGACAGCCCGUUUGAGCUCAAGAUGGGGAUAAAUGAGACGUGCAAGGCGCUGUGUGGGCCGCAGGAGUACGAUUCGAAAGACGCCGUAUUCGUGAACAAUAAGAUCAAGCAAGGGUAUGAUUUGAAUUGGCUGAUAGACGGGUUGCCGGCUGCGCAGUUAUUGAAAGACCCCAACUCCGACCUGCCCUUCUACAGUCCUGGUUUUGCGCUUGGACUGCUGGAUGGAGAGAACCCGAUCUUCAACAACCACUACGAUAUCGUUAUCGACUACCACGAGGCAGGACCGAACAACUUCCGGGUCGUAGGUGUGCUGGUGGACCCUUACUCAAUGAAGGACCCAAAACAAUCCGAAUGCCAGAGCGCGCAGACUCCAAUCAUCCUGAAUGAGGACAAGGGCGAUAAGGUCGAUUUCACCUACAGUGUUUACUGGCGCCUUAGCCCGACACCGUUUGCGACACGCUGGGACAAGUACCUCCACGUCUAUGACCCGAAGAUUCAUUGGUUCUCUCUAAUCAAUUCCGCUGUCAUUGUUGUGUUCCUCGUCGGCAUGGUCAGCACGAUCCUGGUUCGCACGCUCAGGAAGGAUAUCGCAAGGUACAACCGUCUGGAUCAAUUUGCUCUUGACGACUUCGGUCUGGACAAUGACGUGGAGGACGGUGUAGCAGAAGACUCAGGGUGGAAGCUGGUUCAUGGCGAUGUCUUCAGACCACCAAAGAACCCUUUGUUCCUGUCAGUCUUACUCGGCAACGGAGCCCAGCUUUUCGCCAUGACAGCGCUGACCAUUGUGUUCGCUCUGCUCGGGUUCCUGUCUCCCAGCAACCGUGGCGCUCUCGGAACCGUUAUCAUCAUCUUCUAUACUCUCUUCGGCAUCAUUGGCGGCUACGUCUCCUCGCGAACUUACAAGUUCUUCCAUGGCGAGAAGUGGAAGCUGUGCUUCUUCUACACACCAUUCGCCCUCCCGGUUGUAGUCUUCGCAACAUUCUUCCUGCUCAAUCUCUUCGUCUGGGGCCGUGGCGCGUCGGGCGCUGUUCCUUUUACUACGAUGCUCGUCAUUGUAGUGAUCUGGUUCGUCAUCUCGGUUCCUCUCAGCUUCGCGGGAUCUUGGCUAGGUUUCAAGCAAGCUGCUAUUGAGCCACCCGUCCGCACAAACCAGAUCCCCCGUCAGAUCCCUCCUUCCGGCGGCUAUCUACGACCGAUUCCCUCAAUGGCACUUGCGGGUAUCCUUCCCUUUGGCGCCAUCUUUGUUGAGCUCUACUUCAUCAUGAACUCCAUUUGGUUUAGCAAAGUUUACUAUAUGUUUGGUUUCCUGUUCAUCUGUUUUGGACUCAUGAUCAUUACGUCCGCUGCGGUUACGGUGUUGAUGAUCUACUUCCUGUUAUGUGCCGAGAACUAUCAUUGGCAGUGGCGCAGCUUCUUCACUGCAGGAGCGAGCGCGUUCUAUGUCUUUGCCAGCUGUUUACUCUACUGGGUCAAAGAUGUCAGCUUCUUGAGCUGGACGAGCGGAGUUGUGUAUCUGGGCUACUCGGCGCUACUGAGCUUGUUGGUGUUUGUGCUGACUGGUACGAUUGGCUUCUUCGCCAGCUGGCUCUUCACGCUCAGGAUUUACCGGUCGAUCAAGGUCGACUAAGUAGCGCCGUUAACGAACACGGGAUACGUGGAAGGCGAGGACAAUGACUGUCAUUGUCGAUGUACUGGCUAGUGCUGUCGAUGCUACUUGGGGGGUCCUCACAACUGGAUGCAAACACCAACAUUAUUGCUCUGUUGCACAAAUUUGGGUCUUGCAGAUGAGGUAGGGACCAUACAGUUGUGUGAGGGGGCGUUAAACAUGGUCCCAGCUGUAGUGUGGAGGCUUCCGAGGCUUGGCUUUGUUUAUGUGGCCAUCGCUUGCGCCUGUCUGGAAGUAUUCAGUCAUUGUCGAUCUUAUUUCUUGAACCCGACAUCUUGAUAUGUUGUCUAUAGAUACUCCAUGUUGUAUAGUUAGACACGCGUGGCGUCAGGCGUAGCCUUUCGAACCCUCAAACAGCGUCAAGCUUGAAUCUGCAUACU